Molecule: messenger RNA, 540 nt
Organism: Procambarus clarkii (red swamp crayfish)
Lineage: Eukaryota; Metazoa; Arthropoda; Malacostraca; Decapoda; Cambaridae
Source: RefSeq, a predicted model, not a curated record
AUGGCUAAACUGGAACAGGAAAGAUGCUCUGUGUGUAUGUGCCGGACGUGUGAGAAAGGAGCUCUGGCUGUAAUGGAAGGGAAGUCUGGUAACGAGGCAAAUGAGGAGAGACGGAUCAGCGUGGGGAAGAGUAAAGAAAAACAGAAGGAGGAGAAGAGGAGAAGGAGAUACAGGGAAGAAGAGAAAGAUGAGGAAUUACCAGACACAGAUAGCGAGACCGAGAGUAAGACUCAAGAUAGCGAGACCGAGAGUAAGACUCAAGAUAGCGAGACCGAGAGUAAGACUCAAGAUAGCGAGACCGAGAGUAAGACUCAAGAUAGCAAGACCGAGAGUAAGACUCAAGAUAGCGAGACCGAGAGUAAGACUCAAGAUAGCAAGACCGAGAGUAAGACUCAAGAUAGCGAGACCGAGAGUAAGACUCAAGAUAGUGAGGCCGAGAGUAAGACUCAAGAUAGUGAGACCGAGAAUUGCUCUGAAAUGGUGUGGGAUUCAUACUGGGGCUGCAUACUGGACAGUGGUUCUCACGGACGUUCUCUGUAA